ACCAACUAAGCAACUAGUACCGUAAAUAAAGGAAAAACAAUGGAGUCCUCCGAGGCGAGCUGGCACUGGCACUCGUUUGAUCCGUCAGUCGCCGUGGAGGACUCCGAGGCAAUGGUCCAGCUGCUCGGCGUGCAGUACUCUGGCAACGAGCAGAAGCAGACAACGCCGACGGCCAUGUCCUGGCCUGGCCAAGAAGCUGACCAGUACUACAGCUCGACGGCGUGCCCGUACUACAUGCAGACGCAGCAACCCAACCCCGGCGCAAGCUUCUACGACCAUGGUUACUACGGCAGCAACACGUUCACGAUGACCGGCGACUUCUUCGUGCCGGAGGAGCAGAUGCUUGAUCUGAACCUCGACUUUGAGUACCAGGGCGGCGAGGGGACCUGCUACGGCCGCGGCGGUGGCAACACGCCGGCGGUGUGCAAGAGGAAGCUGGAGAAUCAGAAGGACGAGAGCGCCACGUGCACCGUUCCAAAGAAGAAAUCUCGAUCUGCCGCAGUACCGCAAGCACAGAAGAAGCGCAAGACGGCGCAGAAAGGCGCGUGCAGCCGAGGAAACCAGGAGGAGAGCUACGGCGACGACGGCGGCAACGCUAAACAACAGCAGCAGUGCUCUAACGACUACCUGUCUGACGACGACGACUCGCUGGAGAUGAUUGCGUGCGGCAAUGUGAGCUCGGCAUCCAAGAAGUCGUCGUCGUCGGCAUGUGGGAAGGCCAGGGCCGGACGUGGGGCCACCACCGAUCCGCAAAGCCUCUACGCCAGGAAAAGGAGAGAGCGGAUCAAUGAGCGUCUGAAAGUAUUGCAGAAUCUUGUCCCGAAUGGAACCAAGGUAGAUAUUAGCACGAUGCUCGAAGAAGCAGUCCAAUACGUCAAGUUCUUGCAGCUCCAGAUCAAGCUGUUGAGCUCGGAUGAUAUGUGGAUGUUUGCUCCGAUCGCCUACAACGGGGUCAAUGUUGGCCUAGAUCUCAAGAUAUCUCCACCACAACAAUGAUCUACGCCAAUGUGAAGAUAUGGCCGAUGUUCAUUGACAACACACAUAUACAAAUUCUUUAAUUUUGUGUUCCGUUUGUUGUUUCUGAAUUCAUAUGUAAGAUUCAACUCUGAAUGACAAUCGGCUAUCACGAACCACUUUUAUAGGCAACCAUGAACCUCCACGAAAAAUACUCGCAUGACCUGCUCAC
Messenger RNA from Zea mays, 1186 nucleotides. RefSeq names its product transcription factor bHLH84. Gene Ontology annotation, cellular component: nucleus. The coding region runs from base 40 to 996 and encodes 318 amino acids. Gene Ontology annotation, molecular function: DNA-binding transcription factor activity, RNA polymerase II-specific; RNA polymerase II cis-regulatory region sequence-specific DNA binding; protein dimerization activity. The transcript has 5 exons. NCBI's taxonomy places the organism in Eukaryota, Viridiplantae, Streptophyta, Magnoliopsida, Poales, Poaceae. The record is from RefSeq and is a predicted model, not a curated record. Gene Ontology annotation, biological process: regulation of transcription by RNA polymerase II.